This is a messenger RNA of Achroia grisella, 1332 nucleotides long. RefSeq lists its product as uncharacterized. Lineage: Eukaryota; Metazoa; Arthropoda; Insecta; Lepidoptera; Pyralidae. Bases 1 to 1332 code for a protein of 443 amino acids. The transcript has 10 exons. The record is from RefSeq and is a predicted model, not a curated record.
AUGAUGAACAAGUUUAUGAUCACCGCCGGCGUUAUGACUCUGUUGCAAGCCGUGACGCAGAUGAUUCUCAGUGGAUUGGGACUAGCUCAAUAUUUUUGUAUAAUUGAUUUUUUAAAAGAAUUACCGUUACUCAUCUACAUACGAAUAUUAUAUUUUCACAAUCCUGUAUACUGUGGUAUUCGAAUCAAUAUUGGUCAAGCAAUAGACGGCAUGUCAAACCAAGCCUUUGUAUUACUAACUCAAGAACCAUUGACUGCAUUUCGGACAUUUGUGGUUAACUCUACGAUCCUCGGUCUUAGUAUAUUAUGGAUUAUCGCAAGCGUUAUUAUAAUGGUGGGUGGAGCAAAGAAUGAACAGUCGAAAAGUAUGCGUUGGCCGUGGAUUACUGUUACUGUGUCAAUGUGUACGGUAGAUAUAGUGGCUACUGUCAUAUAUGCCAACGACUCAUUCUAUACAAGAACGUUAUCGGAUAUAAUGGAAUAUAUUGAUGGCAUUGCCAGUGGCACCCAAGGCAUGGAGUUGGAUACAUCGUGGGCGUCCUGGGUGAUGGUCUUAUUAUAUUCACGAUUUGUUAUCUUUUUCUUUAUGAAUGUAUUUUUUGUAAUAUCCAUUAUCAUUGACGGCAAUGCUAAAAGACGUAUCGAUGUCCAUACUGGUGUGCAAGUGGAGACUCCAACUAUGAUGGAUGAUACGACUAGUGACAAGGACAUAGAGACAUCCAGUGUAAUUAGCCACAGUACCAGGAUCCCCAGACCAGGACUGAGCCAGUCAUUCCGACGAAUGAAAGCAAUGCUGUUUAAGAAACCAUCUCCACCAGCUGUGCAUUCUAAUCCAGACACAUUAAAUGGUUCUCCAGCGAGGUCUUCUAACAAUCAACUGGUGGAAUCAGAUAAGAAACGAACAGUGAAUUUUCCGGAGAACUUACUAUCAUUACCACAACGUUUAGAGAACCUAAUAGCUGAACAGCAGCGCAGGUUGGACAGGGCAGUAAUAGACACCUCUGGUCGACGCACUCCGCCACGUGCCUCGCAAUCAAUGCCACAACUACAUUCAACUUCAGAGCAGGAUGCACGAGGGAGACGAGGAACAGCCGCUGAACUGCAGGGUCAGCGACCGUGGGCAUAUAUCCCUGCGUCUGCGCAUCGUAUGCGAGAUCAGCUACCUCCCGACGAGGACCUACCACCUGUGCCGCUGCCGGACUACACGGCGAUACAACCAUUCCGAAAGGCAUCUGUCCACCGUGCCGCCUCUAGCUUAAGUUCUUUAAUACAAAAACGAGAAGCCUUAGCACAAUCACGUCCAACGAUAACGCAAUCUGAUGUUUUAUAUUGA